AUGGCGACGAACCAAGGCACGGAGAAGGACAAGCUGGAUCGGCUUCGGCCGAUCGCGACGGCGGUCGCGCGCGACAUCGGAGUCUCUCUCUCGGCCAGCUCCACACGUCAAGAUGCUCAUACUCUACUUCCGGGAACGCGCGGAUUCAUGACUGCUCUUCGCGUCAAGGACCACUUUGCGCCGUACGAUGCUCACCGGGCCGACCGGUUCGUUUGCCGUCUCUCAGCCUCCGUCGCGCACACCAAGAUGAUCAUCCUCGACGAUCAUCCUCGUCUGUUCAUUCCCUUGCAUGGACCGCACCUCUGCUCCCAUGCCGAUACCAUGAUCCACCUCGAUGGCCUCUCCGGCGUGUUGCAUUUCGCGUGCCAGUACCUGCACAUUAUCCUCUCGCUCACACCCUUUGUCUCCUCAGACUGUUCUGCGCAUCGAACACCACGGCACAACCGUCCCGCCUCCUCGCUCGUGGAAAGUAUAUCGUCGUCGGCGACGUCGUCCAGCGACCGGCUCUCCGAAGCCGAAGAAGCUCCAAGCGUAUACACCCAGUCUGGCCAAGACGAUGCGCAGGCAGAUGUCGAUCUAUUCGAACGGAGGAUCUACGAUGUCGCCCACCAUGACUAUCUAAAAGCGAAUACAACGCACCAGGGACUCGAACUUGGCUCACUCUCCGCCAUCGCCGACCUUCACAAUCUCCGGAACCGCGGCCUCUACCUGCGCAUUCAGACCAUUGACGGGUUGUGGCUGCCGGGAUUGCCAAUCAAGGUCGUGCUCGCCGUUCUAGAUGACAGCGGCGUCAUAUAUGCGCGCACAUGGACUCCCGCCAUUGGCGUUGUCAAGCGCUUCAUCAUGGAAGCAGCCGCGCACGCGGCUUCGACGAUCAUCUCCUCUCACCAUCGCCUCCGCCCCCACUCCCAAUGCAGUAUUCAGAAAGCAGUCGGAUCCGGCAAACCACGCCAUACGCAGAUACCCUUCUACGAAAUCAAACCUAAGGCGAGGCGACUUGUCGAAACGGACUCGCAAUCGGACGGGUCGACGCGAGUCGUGCGCGUAUAUGCGAGUGGUGGCGGGUGGGUAAGGCGGGUGACAUGGGAGUAUGCAUGA
Punctularia strigosozonata HHB-11173 SS5 is the source of this 1098-nucleotide messenger RNA. RefSeq lists its product as uncharacterized. The record is from RefSeq and is a predicted model, not a curated record. Lineage: Eukaryota; Fungi; Basidiomycota; Agaricomycetes; Corticiales; Punctulariaceae. The transcript is spliced from 8 exons. Bases 1 to 1098 code for a protein of 365 amino acids.